CAACGUCCAAGCAACCAACAUUCCAGCAACGUUCAAGCAACGUCCAAGCAACGUCCAAGCAACGUCCCUCCUUCUGCAGCGCGUCAUGACAGCCAGGGUCCGUCGAACCUUGUUCUCGGAGAUAUCCAUCAUAAGUUGCGUCCCUUGUCGGUUGGCUGGGAAUAUUGUUUCUUGUUGUUGCUUUUCUUUUCUUUUCUUUUUUCCCCCCUAUUUUUCUCCUCCCCUUACAUUACAUCCUCUGUAAUCCAUCCAUCCGCUUCACCAUAUCACCAUAUUGCCGUUCACCUUAUGCUGAGUAAACGA
This is a messenger RNA of Sodiomyces alkalinus F11, 303 nucleotides long. RefSeq lists its product as hypothetical. The record is from RefSeq and is a predicted model, not a curated record. NCBI's taxonomy places the organism in Eukaryota, Fungi, Ascomycota, Sordariomycetes, Glomerellales, Plectosphaerellaceae. The transcript has a single exon. Bases 86 to 244 code for a protein of 52 amino acids.